UUGCACGAUAUGGGAAAGAUUGAUGAAGUAUUUACUGAAGUGGAAAAUUUCCCUAUUACUAUUCCUUUGUUGAAGGAAAGUAAAAUUGGAAAACUUAUGAGAAAAAUCGCUGAUUUGAAAAUCGAGCCCGACCCAUAUAAUAUCAAGGAUCGAAGCGAUGAAUUAAUUAAAAAAUGGAAGUUUUUAUUGGAGGCACCCACCCAAGAAGGUACGGACGAAGAUGCAUCUCCCAAGAUGACCGCACAAGUUGAAGGCAAUUCGCCGCAGCACGGAGCUGUUAAACAUGAAGAAAUUAACCAACCUUUACCAGAUGAACAAGAAAUUGAUGUUAAGAAUGAAGAGCUAGAUCAUGUUGAAAAUAAUAAAAUCAAACCAGAAAGCACUUCAUCUGCUAUGGAACUUGAAAAAGCCGAGGCUCUUCCAAUGGCAAACGAAGAUGAUAAGCAUGUGUCGGAGGAUGUCAUUACAAAUGGAUCUUCACCUGCUGCCAACAAUCAAGGUGUAUCUAUUCAAGAAAAGGAAAUAGUUCACAAUAAAUCACCUGAAUUGUGA
Messenger RNA from Racocetra persica, 552 nucleotides. Lineage: Eukaryota; Fungi; Glomeromycota; Glomeromycetes; Diversisporales; Gigasporaceae. The record is from the annotation of a GenBank genome assembly.